AUGACAAAGUACAACCCUGACAGUGUCCCUGCUGAGAAAGUUGUCCAUGUCGACACCAUUGCCAACAAGAGUCUCACGUAUGGGGGCCUCCGGGAACAAGCCGCCAGAUGCGCGUGGGGUCUGCAGCACAGAAUGGGAAUCAAGGAACAGGACAAACUGUUGGUCAUCCUGCCCAACUCGACCGACUUUGUGAUCCUCGCGCAUGCAACGCUGUGGCUUGGAGCUAUAUUCUCGCCGCUCAACCCGUCCUCAUUAGCAAAGGACAUUGCCCAUGCAUUGUCCCUGGUCCAGCCCAGCCAUAUCGCCAUUGAACCAAGCAAACUUGAGGCUGUCAAUGCUGCGUUUCAGCAGCUGGGUUGGGAAAAACCUACACGUCCGACAAUAUUCACGGUGCUGAGAAGAUCGGGUAGUCUCAAACUGUUUCCCGACGACAUCGCGGGCCAAGCCCCUGACCAGACGCUUCCGAUGUUCGACCUCCGAGGAAGAAGCACCAAAGAUGUGACGGGCAUGAUUGUGUUCUCAUCUGGAACGACUGGGAAAAUCAAGGGCGUCCAGUUGUCACAUUACAGUAUCGUCUCCAAUAUCAUUCAAACACGCAUCUCAAUGCCUUGGAUGAUGAAUCACGCCUCCCGAGAAGUCUUCUUUCCACCGUACUGCCACGUCUAUGGCCUCGGGGUUGUGGUGUUUUGUGGCAUGUGGGUGGGCUCGUUCACCUGCGCAAUCCCGGCCUUUGACCUGGACUUGUUCUGCCGGAAGAUGGAAGAACACAGAGCCACAUGGGCGCACAUCGUUCCGCCCGUUGCCAUUCAACUUGCGAGUUCGGAUAUUGCUGCAAAAUAUGAACUGUCGUCGAUACAGAUCAUCCUCAUCUCGGCCGCUCCGACCAAAAGAGACCUUCAGAUGAAAUUAAAAGCAAGGUUUGGGAGGGAUGUCAAGAUCGUGCAGGGGUAUGGAAUGUCUGAAUGUUCCCCAACAGUACUGUUGCAGAGUCCUUUUGAUGACGAGAACAAUAUCGGAACGGCGGGGAAACCAGUGUGUGGAACUGAACUUCGACUUGUCGACCCAGUGACACUCAAGGAUGUUGCACCAGGUGAAGAAGGCGAACUUUGGGUUAGAGGCCCUCAGACAAUGAUGGGAUACUACAACAAUGAACAAGCCACGCGAGAGACUUAUGUAGGCGAUUGGCUCCGAACCGGCGAUAUCAUGCGAGUGGAUGAGAAUGGCAACUUCUGGGUCACAGAUCGGUUGAAAGAGCUGAUAAAGUAUAAGGGCUUCCAAGUGCCACCCUCGGAACUCGAAGACCUUCUCUUAAAACACCCCUCAGUGGUCGACGCUGCUGUGACAUCCAUCUACUCGGACGAGCAAGCCACGGAACUUCCUAUUGCAUACGUGACCCUUCCGCCCAAGACACCGGCGUCUCAAAAACAGAGACUCCUUGCUGAAAUUCGCGAAUGGGCCGACGGGCAGGUGGCGGGCUACAAGAAGCUGCGCGGUGGAGUGCUUGAACUGCAAAAUCUGCCGAAGACGCCGUCGGGAAAGAUCUUGAGAAGAGAGUUGCCGUGUAAAAAGGUAGAGGCAGCGGGGAGAGCCGCGAAGAUUUGA
This is a messenger RNA of Cladophialophora psammophila CBS 110553, 1602 nucleotides long. RefSeq lists its product as uncharacterized. Lineage: Eukaryota; Fungi; Ascomycota; Eurotiomycetes; Chaetothyriales; Herpotrichiellaceae. Gene Ontology annotation, molecular function: CoA-ligase activity. The record is from RefSeq and is a predicted model, not a curated record. The coding region runs from base 1 to 1602 and encodes 533 amino acids. Gene Ontology annotation, biological process: secondary metabolic process. The transcript is spliced from 10 exons.